Molecule: messenger RNA, 1089 nt
Organism: Aspergillus pseudoviridinutans
Lineage: Eukaryota; Fungi; Ascomycota; Eurotiomycetes; Eurotiales; Aspergillaceae
Exons: 4
Coding region: 1-1089 (362 amino acids)
Cellular component (GO): membrane; Golgi apparatus
Molecular function (GO): antiporter activity
Source: RefSeq, a predicted model, not a curated record
AUGUCUUACACAACCACUCUUUCCGAGAAGCUCCCAGAGGAAGCGGCCCAUCUUGUCAGUUCGUCCCUGUCCGACUAUGAUGCAGAUCUCUCCUCGUCCGACUACACGGAAAAUCCGGACCUUGAAGAUCGAGAGAAAUAUGCUGGAUUACCACCAGAUACAAAAGGAAAGAACAAGGCAGCCCCGGGUGUUCGCUUCAUCGUGUGGACAGCAAUCAACGUUGCUUCCACCGUCGCCAUAGUGUUCACGAACAAAUACAUCUUAUCCGAUAUAUCAUUCCGCAACUGCCAGGUCGCCUUUGCUGCGUACCAUUUCUUCAUCACCGGGGCCACCUUAUGGGUCAUCUCUCGCCAGCAGUGCGCCGUCUUCAUACCGAAACAGGUGUCGGUAGUGCAGAUUAUCCCCCUGGCGGCAGCGAUGUGUAUCCAGGUUGUUCUUCAAAAUCUCUCACUUGCAUAUUCGUCCGUCAUGUUCCAUCAACUGGCCCGAUUACUCUUGACUCCCGUCGUGGCUUUACUCAACUACAUGCUCUACUCGACCAAGAUCCCGCGAACGGCCGUCUCCCCUCUCAUCCUGCUUUGCUCCGGCGUGGGAAUCGUUUCCUACUAUGACUCCCUCGCGAGCAACGAGAGCGCUGCGAGUAAUUCGUCCUGGGGAACGGUAUUUGCCCUUGCCGGCGUCUGCGCCAGUUCAAUCUAUACGGUUUGGAUUGGGCAAUAUCACAAGAAGUUCCAGUUGAAUAGCAUGCAGCUUCUCCUGAACCAGGCACCGGUCAGCACUGCUCUGUUGCUGCUCACUGUGCCUUUUACCGCGACACCGCCAUUGGGGGCUGUUCCAGUGUCCAUGUGGAUUCUAAUCUUAAUGAGCGGCAUCUUUGCUUCCUUGGUGAACCUCUCGCAGUUUUUCAUUAUCGACUUGGCUGGAUCCAUCAGUGGGACCGUGGUCGGUCAGCUCAAGACGUGCAUCAUUGUCGGGUUGGGAUGGGCUUUUAGCACGAAUCCCAUCUAUUUUCAGAGCAUUGUCGGAAUUUUGCUGGCGUUGGUGGGCAUGAGCAUAUAUAUGCGGGUCAUUAUCCAAGAGCAGAGGUAA